Diuraphis noxia (Russian wheat aphid) is the source of this 407-nucleotide messenger RNA. RefSeq lists its product as uncharacterized. The record is from RefSeq and is a predicted model, not a curated record. NCBI's taxonomy places the organism in Eukaryota, Metazoa, Arthropoda, Insecta, Hemiptera, Aphididae.
GUAUUUAUAUAGAGGUGUACCAACGUUUUCCUCACAGUUCUUACAAACAGUUAUAUAACAGUGUUUUUAUAAAGUUAUUAAUUUACACUCAACAUCAUGAAAUCCUCUAUGGUAUUUCUUUUCGUGGCAGUAUUUAUGAUACAACAAUGUUUGAGCGCUCACUGUCAUCACGAAGGUGAAAAAUCUCCACAAGAACAUACCGGUGAUCACACUGAUCACACUGGUCACAACCACGAAGCUCACGCGAGUCACGAAGGAGUUGACCAUACAGGCCAUAACCACGAAGACGGCAUUGAUCACACAGGCCAUGACCAUACAUCAAAUGAUCACGCUGGCCAUAACCACGAACACGAACACACUAAAUAAUAGUUAUUAAGCUAAGCACACAAAUUGCAGUAUAACGACAC